This is a messenger RNA of Leptopilina boulardi, 1926 nucleotides long. RefSeq lists its product as uncharacterized. NCBI's taxonomy places the organism in Eukaryota, Metazoa, Arthropoda, Insecta, Hymenoptera, Figitidae. The record is from RefSeq and is a predicted model, not a curated record. Bases 163 to 1653 code for a protein of 496 amino acids. The transcript is spliced from 6 exons.
AAUUUAAAUAUUUGAAAUGUAAUUCUAACCUAAAAUGUUUUGACUUAUAAAAAAACAUUCUGAAAAUGUUUUAUUGUACCUGUUUAAUUAUUACGAAAUGAAUUUAAUUUUUUAGGUAUUAAUAUAGUAAUAGUAAUAAGUUAAUUACUAGAAUUUCCAACAAUGGACAAUGCUACUGAUGAUGAGGAUAUAUCCUUUCGUCUUGGGGAAUUAUUUGAGAGUUAUGAAGAACUUGAACAAAAAUUGGAAAAAUUUUCAAGACAAAGUCUUGUACAUUAUUGGAGACGAGACAGUAGAACGGUAAAUGGUGCUCAUAUGAAAACAGCACGUCCAAUAAGUGCAAGAUUAAAAUAUUAUUCUGUUAAAUAUGCAUGUAUUUAUGGAGGACAAAAAUUUCUUCCACGAGGAGCUGGAAGAAGACAAUCUCAAUCUAUUAGAACUAAUUGUCAGGCUCAUAUUAUGCUGAGAGCUUCUAAAGAUGGGACAAAAUUGGAAGUAACGAGUGUAAAUAAUGAGCACAAUCAUGAAAUUUCGGAGGAAUUAUUUAAAAAUUUGCCACAAGAGAGAAAACUUUGCGGUGAAAUAAAACAGGAGGUUCAAGAUUUAAUGCAACUUCAUAUAGAUAGAAAACGUUUAAAGGAAUAUGUACGAUUGCGAACAAAUAAAAUAUUACGCUCAAAGGAUUUAUUUAAUAUUGCCGCUGCAAAUAAACAUAAAAAAGAAAUUACACCCGAACGUGCUUAUCAAUUAUUUAAAAAAAUUCAUGAUAUUGAAAAUAUACAAAAAAAAGAAUUUAUCGAAUCCGAGGAUGAAAUGACACAUACAAUUAAAAGAAUGAAAACCGAAAAGGAUACGCCAUGUUGGGCUCAAAAUAGUUUAUCGGUGGAAUUAGAAACGAGUGAAGGAAAUGACGUUGAUGAUACUUAUUGUGAUCCUCUAAUGCAAGAAGAGUCAGUUGAUGAAAUAAGCAAUGGAGAAAGUCAAUUGGUUAGUGCCACAAGAGAUACGGAUAUGAUAAGUGUUAAUGGAGAAAUUGUCGGUGAAUUAGUGAUGGAAGACGGGGAUCCUUCUGUUAUAGUCGAGUCAAUUGUUAAUGCCGAUGGUUCGGUAUUUGUUGACGAGAGAGAAUUCAAUACCUAUCCAUUAUCUUCCAGUGUACAUGAUAGUCAAUCUCCAAAUCGUGAAGUCCUGUCUCCAGAAACAAUUACAACACAAAUGGAUGAUGAGAAAAUAAAGAGAAUUAAUCCCAGUUCAUCGCCAUCGUCGUCGACACAUUUUGUGCAAAAAAUUCUAUCAAAUAGAUCAUCACCAAAUCAUCCACUUCAUGAUUCAGAGAAAAUUUGGGUUGUUAAAGAGGGUACAACAUUGGAUACAGAAGCCGAUAGCGGAGCCGAAAGUGAAGCAAAUGGUGUAAAAACAAAUAUAAUAAAUCAAGAAACAAAUAAUAUUCGUGAAAUUAUGAUAGCGGACGAAAGAGAACCACUUUUGAUACAUCAAAAAUUAGCUGUUCUUAAAGCGGAAGAAGAAAAAUUAUUUCAUGAAACUGAAAUGAUAAAAUUGAAAAAAGAAAAAUUGAGACUUGAAAUCAAACUUUUACAGUCAAAAGUAAUGGAAGAUACUAAUGAUGUUUCUCAUUAUAUUUUUGUGCCUUGAGUUAAUCAAACUCUAAAUGACUAUAAAUAUAGAGUGCGCAGAAAAAUUUUAUUGUGUAAAUUUUUGAAAAUUAGACGCACAAGUGAUGUAUAUAUAUAGAGGUUAAUAUUAUUAAUGAGGCUGUUUUAGAACUAUUUAUUAUGUACAGCUAAAAACUAUUUCAUUUGCAGUUAAUUUUCAUUUUUUUCUCCAUCAUAAAAAAAAGAGCACUUUAAUAUUUUUCAUCUAAUAAAUAGAUACAAAGUGAUUAAAAUAAAGAAUAGAAUAUUUCAA